Molecule: messenger RNA, 697 nt
Organism: Merops nubicus (carmine bee-eater)
Lineage: Eukaryota; Metazoa; Chordata; Aves; Coraciiformes; Meropidae
Gene: MRM2
Product: FtsJ RNA methyltransferase homolog 2 (E. coli)
Exons: 2
Biological process (GO): RNA methylation
Cellular component (GO): mitochondrion
Molecular function (GO): rRNA (uridine-2'-O-ribose)-methyltransferase activity
Source: RefSeq, a predicted model, not a curated record
CUGCUGGCAUCUGGUGAGCAGACGUCUCCACACCACGGUGAGGUCUCUGAAGAAAACUGGAACUGAGCACUGGUGGUUGGAGCGGCACUUGAAGGAUCCCUUUGUCAAGGCAGCCAAGCGGCAGCAUUACCGUUGCCGAAGCGCCUUCAAAUUGCUGGAGAUCGACGACAAGCUUCAUAUUCUUCGUCCAGGGCUGUCUGUUCUUGACUGUGGAGCGGCGCCUGGAGCUUGGAGCCAGGUUGCUGUAGAGAGGGUCAAUGCCUUAGGGACCGAUCCUGCUAUCCCCACUGGCUUCGUCCUUGGUGUCGACCUCCUGCGGAUUCCUCCUCUGGAAGGAGCAGUCUUCCUGUCAGAGGCAGACAUCGCAGACCCAGGCACGCUGAGGACGAUCCAGAGCCUGCUUCCUGCAGAGAGAGUGGACGUUAUCCUGAGCGACAUGGCACCUAAUGCAACAGGCAUUAAAGAACUGGACCAUCAGAAGCUGAUCAAUCUGUGUUUAGGCCUUCUGAACCUGUCCCAGAAGAUUUUAAAGCCAAAAGGAACAAUGCUUUGUAAAUUUUGGGAUGGACGCGAGUCCCGUCUGCUGCUGAACAGACUGAAGGAGCAGUUCCAGGACGUGAGAACAAUAAAGCCUCAGGCCAGCCGGAUGGACUCUGCUGAAUCCUAUUAUUUGGCAAGACUGUACAAAGGGAAAUGA